Molecule: messenger RNA, 1068 nt
Organism: Lotus japonicus
Lineage: Eukaryota; Viridiplantae; Streptophyta; Magnoliopsida; Fabales; Fabaceae
Product: methylecgonone reductase-like
Exons: 3
Coding region: 1-957 (318 amino acids)
Cellular component (GO): cytosol
Molecular function (GO): aldose reductase (NADPH) activity
Source: RefSeq, a predicted model, not a curated record
AUGGAUCCAAAAUCAGUCCCAAAUGUGGUGCUAAACUCAGGUUACAAGAUGCCAAUGAUAGGUUUUGGCACUGGAACUGUACCCCUGCCACCAUCUCAUGAACUCAUCCCUGCAUUCAUUUCUGCCAUCCAAGCUGGUUACAGGCAUUUUGACACUGCAACCUAUUAUGGCUCUGAGGAACCUCUUGGUCAAGCCAUAGCACUUGCAUUGGACCAAGGUCUUAUUAAGGAUCGUAGUGAGGUUUAUAUCACUACUAAGCUAUGGUGCACUGAUGCUCACCCUGGCCUUGUGCUCCCAGCACUCAAGGCCUCACUCAAGCGGUUGGGCCUGGAGUACGUGGAUCUUUAUCUAAUCCAUUUUCCCGUGAGAUUGACACAAGGGAUUGAAGGGUUUAAGUACAACAAAAAAGACAUUCUUCCUUUUGACAUGAAAGGGACAUGGGAAGACAUGGAACAAUGCUCUAAGUUGGGCUUGGCCAAGUCUAUUGGCCUUAGCAAUUUUGGUGUCAAAAAGAUGACUCAACUUCUACAAAAUGCAACUAUUCCUCCUGCUCUUGUCCAGGUGGAGUUGAACGCAGCUUGGCAGCAGGAAAAUCUGAGAAGGUUCUGCAAAGAGAAAGGAAUUCAUGUGAGUGCAUGGUCGCCUUUGGGAGCUAAUGGUGCUAUGUGGGGUUCACUUGCUGUCAUGGACAGUCCAAUCCUAAAGGACAUUGCAAUUACAACAGAAAAAACUGUGGCACAGGUUGCAUUGAGAUGGAUAAUAGAGCAAGGUAUCACUCCAAUAGUGAGGAGCUUCAACAAGGAGAGAAUGAAACACAAUCUGGAAAUAUUUGAUUGGGAGCUGAGUGAGAAUGAUUUGGAGAAGAUUAAGCAAAUGCCACAGCACAGGGCUUUUUCAGGAGAACGUUUUGUCUCAGAAGAUGGACCUUACAAAACUCUGCAAGGUCUGUGGGAUUGAUGAGAAGACAUGAAAGUCAGCAGUAGUCCUUCUGCUUCCUUGUUCUAAAGUUAAAGGGAGAUGAUUUUGGGUCAGCUCUCCUAAAGUGUUCAACUAGUUAGUAUUAGAAAU